UUGUGGCGGUCAUUCCCGCAGAGGCGAUGGCCUUUUUCGUCAAGAACUCUCUUGUCUCAUACAGGACACUCUCCCCCGCAUUCGGUAUCGCGACAGUGGCACAAAAGAGAGAAAUAGAUUUUAAAAGGCGUCAUUCUUCCCCGGCUGGGUGUUGACCGUGGGCUCCCUGUGUGGAUCAUUGUUGAAAAAGUAGGAGGAGGAGAACAACACGCGUCGUGGAGAGAACGAUUGAGGGAUUUUCUUACCAUCUCUUCACCCACUCGCCACACUCUGCUCUUUUGGCUCGUUUUGGAUUAGGCACCCAAACUUUUUACGCAUCGCUUUUACGCACCAUCAUAAGGAGACGCCACCGACACAAAAUGUUGUCGUAGUCGAGUAUUUUACCGAGUAACACGAUGUGACGUCUUUAUCUUGUUCAUUAACUUAAAAGUGCGGAUCUCUAAAGCUCAAGGAUGCCGAUUGAUAACUUGACAAACAUGGAGGAAAAACUGUGGAUAUUGCAGGACCUCAAUAUGAUGUACAUCCGUCAGAUUGCUCUCAGUUUGCAGGGCUCUACGUUAAAAACAAAAAUGACUUGCCCAUGGGGAAUCCUUAAGGACAGUGACAUACAGAAAAAAAUCGACCAUGAGAUCAGGAUGCGUGACGGAGCCUGCAAGCUGCUGGCUGCCUGCUCGCAGAGGGACCAGGCCUUGGAGGCGGCCAAGAGUCUGCAGACGUGCAGCACCCGCAUCAUGGCCUACAUGUCUGAGCUGCAGAAGAUGAAAGAGGCUCAGGUUAUGCAGAAGGUCACUCGGAGGUCAUCGGAUGCUGGUCCCAUGGACGACAGACUUCCAUGUAAAGGGAAAGUGGCCAUAUCAGAUCUCCGUAUUCCUCUCAUGUGGAAAGAUACAGAGUACUUCAAGAACAAAGGAGAGCUCCAUCGCUGUGCAGUGUUUUGUCUCCUGCAGUUAGGAGGCGAGAUCUUUGACACGGACAUGGUGAUAGUGGACCGCACACUUACAGACAUUUGCUUUGACAACACCAUUGUAUUCAAUGAAGCUGGCCCAGGGUUUGAGCUGCGUGUUGAGCUGUACAGCUGCUGCUCAGAGGAGGACUACUCAGCAGGGAGUACGCCCAGGAAGCUAGCCAGCAAGCUGAGCUCCUCCUUGGGUCGCUCUGCUGGGAAGAAGCUGCGGGCGGCCAUGGAGCCUGGCCCAUGUAGUCCUGUCAGCAAUGGAGGGGCAUCUCCUCUUCUGCUGCCUGUUCCUUCUGUACCGGGCCCUAAGUACCACCUGCUGGCUCAUACCACCCUGUCGCUGUCACACAUCCAGGAUAGUUUCCGCACACACGAUCUCACCAUCUCAGGCAACGAGGAGUGUUCAUACUGGUUGCCUCUCUAUGGAAGUAUGUGUUGCCGCCUUGCAGCUCAGCCUCUUUGUAUGACCAAGCAGAUGAUGAGUGGACCUUUGAAAGUGUCGCAGUUGGGAGGUGACCAUCACAGUUGGACUCGAGUGUACGCUGUCCUGAAAGGAACCAGCCUAUCCUGCUACCAACGACAAGAAGACAUGGAGGACAACGUCGACCCAGCUUUUACUAUUGCCAUCAACAAGGAGACCAGGAUACGCGUCACGGAGAAGGACGCUCAGGGCAAAGCUCAGAACGUUUGCAUUAGUAACCAAUAUGGCGGUGAAGAGGUCACGCAUACGCUGACCACAGACAAUCGAGAGCAGACGCACAGGUGGAUGGAAGCGUUUUGGCAACACUUCUAUGACAUGAGCCAAUGGAAGCAGUGUUGUGAUGACUUGAUGAAAAUUGAGCAGCCGUCACCAAGGAAACCAGCCCCCGUCACUCCAAAGCAGGGCUCCCUUUACCAUGAAAUGGUUAUUGAGUCUUCAGAUGAAUUCGGCAGCAGCGUGUCAGACAUGUUGGCUCGGAGGAUGCAGGAGUUGGAGCUACGCAGCCAGCUGGGCACCUCUCCAACCUGGAUGUCCCUGUUUGAGGAGAACAACCGUAAAAGUGCCGCUCAACCUCGCCCAUGUACCUCUCGCCUGCCGGGCCAUAGUCCUCUUAACGCUCACCGCCACUCCCGGAGCCCCGUGAACCCCCAGCGAGGUCUUCUGUCCUCGGACGCCAGCCUGACAUCGGACAGCGACAGCCACUGCAGCACCAGUCCCUGCUCUCACCACCAUGGCUGGCCCGAACCCUCCCCAAACUUCUCGCUCUUGACAUCCUCCCCCUCUCGCCUGAGGCCUCGUACACUGUCGCUGGAUGCCAAACUCAGUACAUUACGAGGGAGGGGUUACGCAGGCGGUGGGGCCUUUCACUGCCCCUGCCAGCCUCCCGUCUCAUCACGGUCUCCGCUGUCCCAGCGUAGCACGCAGACCACGCUGUCCUGCUCCAGUUCCACCUCCAGUAACAGCUCCAGCAACAGCGAGGGCGGACACAGCCCGGAGUCUUCUGAGUGCACCGCCUUCUCUCGGCCCUCUCCGGCUCGACGAAGCCUUAGGAACCUCAGGGCCAGACUAGACCCCCGCAACUGGCUCCAAAGUCAGGUGUGACAUCCAUAAACAAUCCAUAAGAUUGUUGGAGAGUGGUUCAUAAGCCUCUGCCCGCAAGGACAAACUGGACUGUUCUCAAAGACAAGACUGGUGCCAAUCACUUGCCCCAGUCCGAAAACAUCAAAUGGGAGGUACUCGCCCACUUGGACAGAGUUUGCUGCUUGGGAGCACCCGUCUACCUUCACCGACGUUCAACUGGAAGAUCCUUUUUUUUAACAGUUUGCCUUCCUGGCUUCCCAUUCUUUAUGUCUGAUCAUCCACUUGCAGUGUUUUUGGACUAAACCGUGUGUUUUUUUUUAACAAAACUGUCAUGUAUGCAUGUGAUGGAAUGCAUUUAAAAGGUUAUCUUGCCAAUACUGUGAUGUCUAAAUAUUUAAUGAUAAUAUUCUCACAACUAUGAUCUCCUAACCCUCCUACCACACAUCAUGUUAUGUUGAUGCUUUAUUUUUUUGUAUUACUUUACUGACUUGAGAUGAUUAUGUAUAAGAAUUUGGUCUAUUCCAUUUAACUUAAUUGCACAAUGUGCUGGUCAUUACUGUGUCAAUGUGUCUUCACUUUGGUUAUUUACAUUGGAUAUAAUAGAAGCGGUAUGAGGAUGAAAAGUAUAAUUAGAAGAAAAUUAUUUCGUGCACGAGUCUGUGAGGACCAAGUUGCUCUUUAUUUGACGAGCUGCCAACUCAUUGGAAAUCUCAGCAGGUCAACCCUCAAUAUAACAGUCACGGUGACUGACAGUGUCAUUCUAUGGAGAACGCUAAAAUCAUCACACAGCAACUUAACAUUGAAAAGGUGAAUAAGAAAUAUACAAGUACAACAAGUUUAAAAUAAAACAACUAUUUUAAUGGCUUCCUAUCAUCCAUUUCUGCAAAUAAUUUAAUUGGCCAUGGCUGCUGGGGUCUAUAGGGAGGCUCUUCUGACUCCCUCUGGUGGACAGAGGCAUGAAUGACUCAUUGCAGCGCUUCUGCAUCCAUGGCUAAUGAAAUUCUCUGCUGGGAUGAAAUGCAUGAUGGGAAGCUGUUAAAAUAGUUUUUGUUUCAAUUUUAAACCUGAUAUGCUAAUUGUGUGUGACCUGAGAUUUACAAUGGUAGCGGCUCAUACACCGGAAAUCACAGUAAUUAUUUUCUGUGUGGCCUUAUUACUCCUUUGUAAUAUAGAAACUUGAAUGCACCCCUAAUAAAGUACUGCAUUAAUAGCAUGACACAGUUUAUCCUCCAUAGCAGCUCUGAAUAGAAUCAACUCUAUCAGGAGGAAAAAUAUUUAAAAAAAGAAUAAAUGUCUAAUUCCAUAAGCUUACAGGCCACCUUUUUUAAAUUUAAUAUGAUUUAUCAUGUUCAUUUUUUAACCAGAAAAAACAAUUCCAGUAGUAUUUCAACAGGGCUUUGUUGACUUUUGUCUGCACCAUUUUGUGUACAAGCCACAACAAAGUGAAUUGAGUACAAAUCCAUACUUAAUUCUUCCUCUUUGUCCAAUGCAAUGUGAACAAUAUAUCCAUUCAUUAAUGAUAGGACAUAAACAUAUCUGUAAUUCCCUGGUGGAACAACUUUCUGUAAGACUCAGUAGUUGCUUACACAAAGUAAUAUAGUUUGGUUGCACUUAUCUUGGACAUCCAUUUUUACUGUUACCAUCCCAAAUGCUUGCAAGCAGCAAUUGUUACUGUACUUUAUUUUUCUAAGGUCUAAAGGUUGUUGUUUUUUUUGUUAACAUUAUGAUUAUUUGCAUCUAUAUUGACUGAUACUGUAGAUUUUCAUAAGCUAUGACAUCAUCAUCAUCAUCAUAAGGAGUACUGACUGUUAGAACCUUGCAAGUGUUCUCUCUACUGACAGGCUUUGUGUUCUGCAUGUAAACCAUCCGAGGAGACAUGAGAAAUGUUAGAAUCUAAUACAGUAUGAAUAAUAAUAAUAUUAAUAAAUGUUUUAUUGAUUUAACAAGGACUGCCAUCAGUUUUGUUGAUAUUAAAUAUGUAAUGCAGCCUAUUUUUAUGGAUAAAGAAAAAUAUAUCAACAACUACUCGCAUGUUAACUGAAAAAGCAUUUGGAGAGCGCAGACCUCUGCCAAACGCUAUAGUUCCCCCUGUAUUGUGGU
Doryrhamphus excisus (bluestripe pipefish) is the source of this 4616-nucleotide messenger RNA. The record is from RefSeq and is a predicted model, not a curated record. Lineage: Eukaryota; Metazoa; Chordata; Actinopteri; Syngnathiformes; Syngnathidae.